AUGAUCCGCCAUCUCCUGUUGUUGCCCCUACUUCUACCGGCGAAUGCACAGCCGGCAGAAGACCAUCUCCUGGACGUCCAGACUUAUUGGAAUCCAUCCGUCUAUGAUUUUCCAGUGCUUGGUACCAGUGGCUCCUCUUUGUUUCCAGUGCGACCUUGUCAUGGAAUACAGUUGGAAGAAGCGACCAUCGACGACUUGCAGGAGUACCUAACCUCCGGGAAAUUGGCAACCCUUCAACUGCUUCAUUGCUACCUGGAUCGUAUCUCCCAAACGGAUAGUUACCUCAAUGCCAUCCUCCAGCACAAUCCCGACGCGUUCGCUAUCGCGGAGGCCUUGGAUGUUGAACGCGCCCAGGGUAAAAUACGAGGCCCACUACACGGCAUUCCAUUCAUUGUCAAAGAUAAUAUCGCGACCAAGGACCGCAUGGAGACAACUGCUGGCAGUUGGGCUCUGCUGGGGUCGGUGGUGCCACGCGACGCGUUUGUUGUGCGGCGGUUGCGGGAAGCGGGGGCGCUGUUGCUGGGGAAGGCCGCUCUGAGCGAAUGGGCUGACAUGCGAUCCAACAACUACUCUGAAGGCUAUUCCGGUCGAGGAGGCCAGUGCCGCAGUGCAUAUAACCUCACAGUCAAUCCCGGGGGCAGCAGUUCUGGCUCAGGUGUGGCUGUGGGAGCCAACCUUGUGCCUUUUGCUCUUGGUACAGAGACGGAUGGCAGUGUGAUCAAUCCAGCGCAGAGAAAUGCUGUUGUUGGUAUAAAGCCUACAGUCGGCCUCACGUCCCGCGACGGCGUUAUCCCUGAAUCAUUGCAUCAAGAUACGGUGGGAGUGUUCGGCAAAACGGUGCGCGAUGCGACCUACGUCCUGAACGCCAUAUAUGGUGUUGAUACGCGCGAUAACUACACCUUGGCCCAGCGAGGCCGGACGCCUCCCGGCGGCUAUACUCAGUACCUGAGCGAUCGAUCAUCUCUCAAGGGUGCCGUGUUCGGCCUUCCAUGGGAAUCUGUGUGGCGCUUAGGGGAUCCAGACCAAGUAUCUCAGUUGAUGGAGCUCUUAGAUUUGAUCAAGGAUGCCGGUGCUACCAUCAUCAAUGGCACCGAGUUCCCCCAUUACCGUCAGAUUGUGUCCCCGGAUGGAUGGGAUUGGGACUAUGGGAGUAAACGUGGAUAUCCCAAUGAAUCCGAGUACACCUACGUGAAGGUCGACUUUUACAACAACAUCAAAGCCUAUCUCUCGGAACUAAACAACACCAAUAUGCGAUCUCUGGAAGACUUGGUCGAGUAUAAUAGAGUCAAUUUUGGGACGGAAGGCGGCUACCCCGGUGUCCAUCCGGCAUUCGGUUCAGGGCAGGACGGGUUUGAGGCGUCUUUGGCUACAAAAGGCAUCAUGAACGAAACGUACUGGCAAGCAUUGGAAUUCUGCAGACGUACUACACGUGAAGAGGGAAUCGAUGCGGCGUUGAAGCACGGAAACCGCACUCUGGACGGCUUGUUGGUACCGCCGGAUGUGGCCCAAAGUAUUCAGAUUGCAGCACAGGCGGGAUAUCCUGUCAUUACAAUCCCCGCUGGUGUCAAUGAGGAAUCAGGGAUGCCGUACGGACUAGCAAUUAUGCAGACUGCCUUUGCCGAAUCAACUCUGAUCAAAUACGCCAGCGCCAUCGAAGACCUGCAAAGGGCCACGAAUACUCCUUGGAAACGUACCCUUCCCGAGUGGCGAGGAUAUCUGACUCGCAAUCUGCCAGUUAUUAAUGCAUGA
This is a messenger RNA of Aspergillus lentulus, 1749 nucleotides long. Its product is annotated as amidase family protein. The record is from RefSeq and is a predicted model, not a curated record. Lineage: Eukaryota; Fungi; Ascomycota; Eurotiomycetes; Eurotiales; Aspergillaceae.